AUGGAAGCGGCUGCUGAGGAGAAUGUGCCUGUGGCUGAGGAAGUGGAGCAAACUGUGGACUCGGAGAGCGUGCUGACGAGAUCUGUGGAAACUGAAGUCUCUGGUGCCCUGGAGGAAGGUCGGCUGAAGGAUCCGCUUGGUGGGGCAACUGACGCAGACCAGCGGGCUGCUGUCAGAGAGAGACUUCGGGAUCUUGGAUCCAAAUCCAAAGGAGCGUCUGAAGGAGCAGCUCUGACCGGCACCCUGAGCAGCAGCAGGAGCAGCAGCACCAGCAACAGGACGGAGGUAGCUGGCCUGACCUCAGAAGGUGAGUCGCGUUCACCAGGUGGCGCCGCGGAAGAAAGCAUGUUCGACUCUGGCACGGAAUCCGGAGACGACCACGACGCCUUCGUCGACCCCGGCAUCAUCCGCGACGCCGUGGCGGCCCUCUCUCGUCUCCGCGCCGCCCUCUCUGUGUCUCGCGCCCCACGCGCCACCGAGCUUCUCGGCCUCGUCGACCGCCUCUCGUCCGCCCUCCGCCCCGCGCCGCCGUCGUUUGACUUCACCCUGGGCUACAUGCCGAGCCACUCCAAGUCGAUGGACUCUGUGUUUCUCGCGGCACAGAUGGCCGGCGCCACGAGUCAUCAUUCGCCGCCGUUGCAACAACAACAUCAACAACAACAUCAUCAUCAUCAGCCGACACCGCCGCCGACGCACCCGCGACUAACUCAGUUUCCGCCACCCGUGGUGAAGGUGGCCGGCGAAGACAAGCGGUUCGCGGGCGCCUGGCUCCCGCGGAACGCUCUGGCGCCGGCCAACUUGCCGCGAGGGCGGUCGCGAUCUCCCAAACCCGUGGCUGCUGCUGCUGCUGCUGGUGGCGGCGGUGUGGGGUCGUCGAUGAUGACGAUGCCGUCGACGAGUAACCCGAUGCCGUCGUCUUCGUCGUCGCCGUCGCCGCAACAGCGGGCGUUUGAGGCGACGAUGGACGCGCGGAUGGCGGAGCAGAAGCAGCGGGCGUUGAAGGCGUUCCUCGCCAAGCCCAUGUUGCGGCGGAACACGAUCGACCAGGAGUUUGACGCCCUGGCGGACACUGCCAUCAAGGAGUGUCCCGCCGCCGGCGACGUGUUUGAGAAGAAGCUGACCAAGGCCAAGUCGUUGGACGCCGGCGUGUUGCCGCCGCCGCCGCCUGGGUUGUAUGAUUUGAGCGCGGCGUAUGCGCGCUUCAUCCGACUCGGGGGUAAAGAUGGCCAUCUCAUCUUUGCCGCACUUUCAGUGGUCAAUCUGGUCGCAAUCGCUCAGCCAGUGCCACCGAAACCCCACCUGGCACCCUUGACUUUGCCCUGUCACUGGCCUUUUGUCCCCUUUAAUCCUGGUGUGAUUCGCUGUCUCGAUGUGCCUAGAGGAUCCCCCGGGGGUGCUGAUCCAUCUUCUUUCUUCUCUUCUGUGGUCUUUGUUGAAGGAUCCCCGGCCAAGAAGGAGGUGGCUGAGAAAACCCUCGUUAGUCCUGAUGGGCGCAGUCUGACCAAGAUCACAACGGAAACCGUGAAAAGUGAACCUUCGCCCGGGACAACCUUCACGAAAACGUCACGUGUUGUGGAGACCAGGACGACCUAUGGUGGGAAAGAUGUGAAGCCUGUGUCCCCGUUUGACAAGUUCAGGCAAAUGGAUGCUGCCAGUGGAGGCAACAGAAGUGGAUCAGCUACUAAAACCGGCACUCCGGCAUUCAAGCUGGACCCUGGGCUUAGCCGCUCUGCUUCCUCCAUUAAGGAUAUGUUACUGCAGUGGUGCCAGGCAAAGACUAGGGCCUACGAGAAUGUCAAGAUCGAAAACUUCAGUGGGAGUUGGAGCGACGGAUUGGCGUUCUGCGCACUCAUCCACCGCCACUUCCCAGAUGCCUUCAAUUUUGAGGAACUAAGUCCCCAGAACAGACGUCAGAACUUUGAGCUGGCCUUCAGAAUUGCCGAGGAGAAGGGAGGAAUUGCACCUUUGCUGGAAGUGGACGACAUGGUGCGAAUGGCUAGGCCGGAUUGGAAGUGCGUUUUCACCUAUGUGCAGAGCAUUUACAGCGCCCUACGGAAGCUGCAGAUGACAUAAUGCGCGCCAGAGGGCGCUGCACUUUUAAGUUAUUACUCUCUCGCACUUCGGCUUACGUUUCCGGCAUUUUGAUUUUUUUUAUCGUAUCACGCUUCUCCGUCCGGCCCAUUAACCCAGUGUACAUAGGACACUUAAUCAUUUUUCUGCAACUUUGUGGAUGCCCCUUAUUGGGGCUUCAGAAGGGAAUCUUUUUUUGCUGGGUUUUAUUUCCUUGAAUUGAAUUUGAAAUGCUAACCAGUGACUGCUGGAGGAAAGUUUUGUGACUUAUUUUCUGCUUUUUUGGAUCUUGCAUUAAAGGAUGUAUGGAGGGACUACGCUUUCAAA
Messenger RNA from Notodromas monacha, 2397 nucleotides. The record is from the annotation of a GenBank genome assembly. Lineage: Eukaryota; Metazoa; Arthropoda; Ostracoda; Podocopida; Cyprididae.